UUCUCAAAUCUCCCAAUUCCUUCUUCAAACCCUAAUUCCCCUUCUAUUUGCUCACACACCCUUGCAACCUUAAAACCUUCAUGUUAUUUAUCACCUUUGUUUAUGAAAUUAUAGGUUUCUUAUCAAUUGAUUUGAUACCCAUACUCACACAGUGAACGAUAUAAACUUCAAGCAACUCACGAUGUUGUCCGGGGUCCGCACUGGCCUUAAGAGAGAAUUCGCCUUUGCCAUGAAGUACCAGUCUGAGAUCUAUGUUUCUACGGGUCGAACUCGCUCCAACAUGACCCAAAAUGCAGUUCAAGUCCCCAAUCGCUCCAACAAAAAAAGGUAUAAAAAAUCUAAUUUAGAGAAACCAAAAAGUGGAAAUCUUACUGAUUUGGUAAAAAACAAGGAGGAGGAUGGUGAUACUAUGAAUGAGAAAAAGGCAAAGAGUGAUGCGUACAACUCCGAGGAACCCAAGAGCCAAGUGGGUGGUGAAGCUACAACGAUUGUGUGUAAAGAGAUGUACAAGAGUGAUGAGACUAAAACUAAGGUGGUGCAAACAAAAAAGCAGCUUACUUGUGAUGAUGAGAUCAAAGAUGGAGCCGGUGGGAAUGAUUCAAUGUUAGGUUGCAAAGCGAAACCCACAAGGAGGUUUACACAAUCAACACUGAAGAACUUGGAUGAUGGUGAUGGUAAGGUGGCAAGUGAUGGUGUUCAAAAGAAAGUUGAGAGUGAUUUUGUAAAAAUAACUAAGGAUUUUGCAGGGAAUAAGUUUCCUUCUAAGCUAAAAGACCUUUUAUCCUCUAGGAUUCUUGAUGGACUACCUGUGAAUUAUGUUCGUAGCACAAAGGCAAAAGUUGUAGGUACCCGAGGAGUAAUUUCUGGCAACGGGGUUGUGUGUUAUUGUGAAGUUUGUAAUGGGAUUGAGGUUGUGACACCCACAGUUUUUGAGUUGCAUGCUGGUAGUUCAAACAAGCGCCCCCCAGAGUAUAUUUUUCUUGAGAAUGGGAAUACUCUUCGUGAUGUUAUGAAUAUGUUUUUGAACAUUCCAUUAAGAACUUUGGAGGAAGCUCUGCAAAGGAUACUUGGAGCCUUUAUAUUCAAGAAAUCAAAAUUUUGUGUGAACUGUAGAGAUGUCAAUGUUGUAUCAAGAUUAUUUUGCAAUUCAUGCACAAUGUUAAAGGACUGUCAACCUUUCCCCACUCAAACAACAGAGACUAGCAAUAUUUAUCUUUCAGAAGCAGUUCAAUCCAGAUCCCUAGAACCAGACAUGCUUCCAAAAUUAGUAGAUAGUGGAAUGAAACAAAAUGCAUGUCAUCGUAAGAGUCAAGGAAAACUAACGAAGAAGGAUUUACGUUUGCAUAAGUUGGUUUUUGAGGCGGAUGUGUUGCCGGAUGGAACUGAAGUAUCAUACUACUCUCAUGGACAGAAACUUUUGGUUGGUUACAAAAAAGGAUAUGGAAUUAUUUGUAGUUGUUGUAACAACGAGCUUAGCCCUUCUCAAUUUGAAGCACAUGCUGGUUGGGCAUCCCGACGAAAGCCCUACCUACACAUAUACACAUCUAAUGGAGUCUCACUUCAUGAGUUGUCCAUCACCUUAUCGAAAGAUCCUAGGUUUUCUACCAAUGAUAACGAUGACCUUUGCAGAAUAUGUUUAGAUGGAGGGGAUCUUUUGUGUUGUGAUAGUUGCCCAAGAGCUUUUCACAAAGAAUGCGUAAAUCUUCCAUGUAUUCCAAGUGGUGUUUGGUAUUGUAAAUAUUGUCAGAAUAAGUUCCAGAAGGACAAAUAUGUUGAGCGUAAUGAAAAUGCUAAGGCAGCUGGAAGGAUUGAUGGCAUUGAUCCUUUAGAACAAAUAAAUCAAAGAUGCAUUCGUAUUGUCAAAGAGUUUGACUAUGGUGGAUGUGCACUCUGUAGAUGUCAAUAUUUUACCAAAAGCUUUGGUCCUCGAACAGUAAUUAUUUGUGACCAGUGCGAAAAGGAAUACCAUAUUGUGUGUUUGAAGAAUCAUAAUAUUCAAAAUCUAAAGGAAUUACCUAAAGGGAAUUGGUUCUGUAGUUCAAAUUGUAAUCAAAUUCAUACUGAUUUGGCGAGUUUGGUGGCUCGUGGUGAAGAAAAUAUUCCAAAUUCCCUCCUGAGUGUGAUUAAAAAGAAAUAUGAUGACAAAGGAUUAAAAAAUGGGGAUGAUCUAGAUAUAAAAUGGAGGGUUCUAAACUGGAAAUUGGAUGAAUCUGAUGAGAAUGAAGAAAUGCUUUCAAAAGUUGUUGAUAUUUUUCACGAGCAAUUUGAUCCAAUAGUUCAUCCUACUACUAGAGUUGAUUUCAUUCCAACAAUGCUUUUUGGAAGGAAGACUAAGAGUCAAGAUUUUAGAGGAAUGUAUUGUGCAGUGCUAAUUGUGAAUCAAAUGAUUGUAUCUGCUGGAAUAUUCCGUGUGUUUGGGCUAGAAGUGGCGGAACUUCCCUUGGUGGCAACUGUUGCCGAUUAUCAAGGACAGGGUUACUUCAAAACCCUAUUUAAUUGUAUCGAGGAUUUGCUUAGAACAUUAAAAGUUAAACAUUUUGUUCUACCUGCUGCAACUGAAGCUGAAUCAUUAUGGACUAGUAAAUUUGGAUUUACAAAGCUAGACCAAGAUGGGAUCAACAAUUAUAGGAGAUACUAUCACAUGAUGACGUUUCAAGGAACCUCGUUACUACAUAAGCCAAUUCCUGCACUUUGAAGUACUUUUACUUGGAUUAUGUUAAAAUUUGGAGUGGCUCAUUUGCAAAUAUGAAUUUAUGGAUUUUGCUAGGUGCAUAACUGAGUACACUUAUAAAUAUAUGCAAAGAGUAUAUGCUCAUCAUGCUUUAUGUUAGAUAGGAAUGAAAAAAAUUAGGGGUGCUUGGAUUUUAAAAAUACUAUAGAAAUCAAGA
Molecule: messenger RNA, 2888 nt
Organism: Cajanus cajan (pigeon pea)
Lineage: Eukaryota; Viridiplantae; Streptophyta; Magnoliopsida; Fabales; Fabaceae
Product: Acyl-CoA N-acyltransferase with RING/FYVE/PHD-type zinc finger domain-containing protein
Biological process (GO): positive regulation of transcription by RNA polymerase II
Cellular component (GO): nucleus
Molecular function (GO): histone binding; chromatin binding; acyltransferase activity, transferring groups other than amino-acyl groups
Source: RefSeq, a predicted model, not a curated record